Molecule: messenger RNA, 579 nt
Organism: Prunus armeniaca (apricot)
Lineage: Eukaryota; Viridiplantae; Streptophyta; Magnoliopsida; Rosales; Rosaceae
Source: the annotation of a GenBank genome assembly
AUGGGGGAAGCUUCUGGAAAAAUCGAUCUUGAGAAGCUGAUUUUGUACAGCGACGAUCUGGUGGGUUUUUUGAAGGACAAGAAGGACCUGAACAACUUGGAGCAUUCUCUCCAACAUUCCAAGGCCCUCCGCUCCUCAUGUGAUGCCGAUUUCAACGAAGUUCAGAAUUUGCUUCAAGACUAUGAGAAAAAGAUAGAUGCAUGCAAGCAGAAAACUGAGGUGGCAUAUUCAGAGGUUGUUGUUGAUGAAGAAAUAGACCUUCUUCAAAGAGAACUUGAUGGGGUCAUUGAAACAGAAAUGGUCACUGACGAGAUUAAUGAUUUAGAGCGCCAAAGGAUUGCUCAUCAGGAGAAAAGGCGAAUUUCGAAGAGACACAAGCAAGAUGAGUUCAGAAAACUGAGGGAGCUUUCCAUGCAUGCUUCUGUCACAAAUAUUAUACCUACGAGGCUGGAAGAUCAGUCAAGUGUUUUGGGCUCUAUUGUGGAUAGUGAUACCAAAACGCAUCAGAAGUUUGAAUUUGAUCUAACAAAGAUGACGGCCUUCGAAACAUGUAAUAGCAUUUGGAAGAUGAUUUCAUGA